Ectocarpus sp. CCAP 1310/34 is the source of this 2481-nucleotide messenger RNA. The record is from the annotation of a GenBank genome assembly. Lineage: Eukaryota; Phaeophyceae; Ectocarpales; Ectocarpaceae.
AUGGAUUUUGCCUUAUCUAUGGUGUUGAAGGUCAUCCUCACGGACGCCGAUGUCGCCAUGACCUCGGCCGUAGCUUCUGUCUGGAAGGGUACGCAACACCUCUUCUGCCUGUGGCACGUCAACAAGAACCUUGUCAAGAAGUGUGCCGGCGCCCUGUCCGACCACGACCGAACGCGGAUGCUUCGUUCCUUCCGCAGCGCAGCUUAUGCAGUUAAUGCCGAGGUGAGGUUCGAGGCCUCGUCGCCUGCGCCAGGGACGCUUUUCCGCUCAAAACUCUCCGACUGCUUAGGCAGCUAUUUGAUCCAAACAUGGCCAAACAUGGCCUUGCCUGUUGCAACCCGCCACCGUUGCGCGUAUUUCCAGGCCUUCGCAUCCAGCAGGGGUCAGAUGGAGCAGAUUUCUGCGGGAACGAAGUGCGAGGAAUACGUCGACAACCUAUUCAAGAACAAGUCGAAGUGGGCGUUCUACUGCCGGACGACGACUCUCGCCCUAGGCAUGGCUGCUACCCAACGCGUGGAGGGCUUGUUCUCUGUGGCGAAACGUACGGGAGUUAUCAAGCAGUUGUCUCUCUGCGCUCUUUGGGACGUCUUGAGACGUGUCGAGACGUCCCUAGCGAUUGAGAACGCUAGGCGAGUUUCAUGGAGUUACCACUCCCGGAUUUCAGAGGAAUUACCGCUUCUUCCGGAGGACGCGGCAAACUUCCUCGCUACCCUCCGGAGCGACCCCGGGAUGUACGUCGCCAACAUAUUUGACGACCCCGGGAGGCUGGUUAACGUGUUCUGGGCCACCGCCGACCAGCAGGAGAGGGCGGCGAGAUUUGGGGGGUGCAUCCAGAUGGACACCACCGUCUUCGCGAACAGGUACGGAUGCCCAGUUCUUCUGUUCGUGGGUGUUGAUGACGAGAACCGUAGCUGCAUACUGGGCCAGGGUCUCCUACGCUCGGAAUGCGCAGAGACGUUCGAGUGGUUCCUCACUCAAUACGAGAGCGCCGCUGGUGGAUGGGAACGGCGGCCGAAGAUGGAGCAGAUUUCUGCGGGAACGAAGUGCGAGGAAUACGUCGACAACCUAUUCAAGCUCGCAACUCCGGCCAUCGCUGCGCAGCUGCCCUUCCAGGAGAAGCACAUGGAGAACUUUUUCACGCCGAUCAACGAAGGACUUCAGCGUGUCGGUGCCAGCCAAUUCUGCACGCGGGACGUCCGACGCGAGCUCGGGGGAUCGCAGUCGUACGACGUGGAGCGCAUCGUCGACCGCCAACCCGCCCAAGACCCCGUCAAGGUGGGGCAAAUUUCCGACUUUCGAGAGCGCCUCAACCUCUUGCAACCGCCGCCACCCGCCACGGACCUCGACGAAGGAUGCGAGAAUGGCCGUGAGGGAGGAUCCCUCGUCGACACCAGCAUGUGGGCGCGCACCUCUCUGGAGGAUUUCUUGUCCCUGACCCAAGAUGUUCCUACCUCUGCGAUCUUCGCCGUGCGGUACAAGCUUACCCCCAAUCGGCCGAGCCACCUGAUGGUUUUCGGCCCCGGGGACUUUCACUUGUGCUCAUGCUUACGGCUCCUGCAGCACGGCCUACCGUGCAGACACUACUUCGCAGUUCUUCUUAGCUUCAUCGGCGAGAAGGACUUGCCUGGGUCUGGCCACACCUUCAACGCCGCGUGUGUGCACAACCGCUGGAGACAGGCGCCCGACGUGGACGACGAGCCUUGGAGCGUCUCACUCGUGUUGGGAUCAGCAGGGCACGGCGGCGGCUGGGACGGGCUUCACGACAACGACGAUGACGUCGCCCCUACCUAUGACAACAAUGGCGACAUGGAUGGCGCGCUUCCCCAGGAUGCGAGAAAGGUGGCCGAUCAGCGCCGAGCGUUUGCCACCAUGAUGGUAAAGAGUAAGGAAAAUGUCAGCGAGAUAUUGAGGUCGGUCACCACCGCCGAGGCGNCCGAUCAGCGCCGAGCGUUUGCCACCAUGAUGGCAAAGAGUAAGGAAAAUGUCAGCGAGAUAUUGAGGUCGGUCAACACCGCCGAGGCCCUAGAGAUCCAGAGAGCGGUCGACGAGUGUGUUAAGUUCCAACUGACUAAGAGGCUAGGCAUGCUCGACGGUACUGCAAUAGGUCCCGGCAAUCCAGAGAUGGCCCCUAAGAAGGGGAGGCCGAAGGGUUCAACAAAGCAGGCUACCGGUACCAUCGGCCAAAGUAAAGCUAGAAGCAGAAACCCUGAGGGACAGAUGGGCACAACUCUUAAAAAUACAAGGUUCAGGGAAUCGUACGGGCCCNCAGAAACCCUGAGGGACAGAUGGGCACAACUCUUAAAAAGACAAGGUUCAGGGAUUCGUACGGGCCUGGGUCUGGACGUGGGAGGAGAGCGAGGGGGGAUGGACAAUCGGCGAGUGGAAACGCCUCGUAGACCUGAGUAUGCUCGCGGCCGGUGUGCGGAUGGCGACGAUGGACUUCGGCUUACCUCGCCCAGUGUCGCGACGUUGGCACACUAA